ACGAGGCGCCAAGAAGCAAGGAGAGAUUGACGAGCCGCGCUCAACCCAUGUUCGACACGUCGAUGCGCCUGACCUGGCCUCGGUGGCCCUCGUCCGCGAGCAGCAACAACGGCGACGAGUCGCCCGGCGACGAUCUGGGCGCCACGAGCCCGAUGUCGUGCGGCGGCGACGGCGCAGCAACUGCCGGUGGCCCCGACGAGGUGGUGGAGGUAUUCAAGCCCCGAGCCGGGAUCCGAAUUGGCAUCUCGCUGAUGCGCUCGUGCCCCGCGCAUCCCACCGUGCGCACCGUAUUGCCGGGCUCACUCGCCGCGCAGCGCCGCUCCGACGGCUCGGAUGCACCCAUCAUCAGCACGUUUGAUCGCAUCCUCGCAAUCAACGGCGACAAGCCGCGGACGGCACGCGACGCUGCGGCGAUGAUCCGCGACGCGCAGGGCUGUGUCCGCAUCCGGCUGCUGCGCAAACCGCCCGUCUUCGUCGCCGACUCUGCUCUGAAGCUGCAGCGGCGGUGGCGGCAGCGGCGCGGCUCGAGGAUCGAGAUCGUGUGGAAGGCGGCGGCGGCGGCGGCGGUGGGGGUGGCCUUCUCGGACGCGUUGGAGGACGCGGCGGUGGUCGCGUCCGUCGUGCCGAACAGCCUCGCCUCCGACGCCGCCCUCCACCCCGGCGACCGCCUGGUUGCGGUCGACGCCAAGCACGUCGGCUCGCCGCGCGAGGCGGCCGAGAUGCUUCGGCAGGCGCGCGGGGCGGUGGCGCUGACGGUGGUGGAGGCGGCGCGCGUGGACCAGGACGCGCUGCUCGCGUCGGAGCGCCGCCGCCGCGCCGCCGAGGCGGACGGCACCGCCGAGCCUUGCGCCCUCUGCCUCGAGGUUCCGCGCUCGGAACUUGUCGCCUGGCCCGCCGGCUGCGAGCACCACUUUUGCGCGCGGUGCACGUACAAGGCGCUCGACUUUGGGAUCCGGGCGUGCCCGCUCUGCCGCGCCGAGAAGCCGAGGCUCCACGCCGACGAGGCUUGAGGGCGAUGGCCCAGGCCGGAGUCGAGGCGAGAGGCCCGCUCCAGCGAUCGGACCACAGCACGAACCACAUACCACAACGUUGCAUCUCCCCGCAUGUCUCACCCUCCAGUUAUUGUGUAUCAUCAGAGUAGUACGGUGUUGUCAAGUGGCAAGUGCGACGUGAAGACGUCUGAGCUUUCUUAUCGUUCGAGUCGAGGAAUAAUGAAAUCUCGCGCUGCCCGAGUGCGAGUCUCGCGAGACCCAUUAUACAGAUAGAGUUAGAGAGAGACUUGCAAACAUGGGCUGCAAGCAACGCGGGUUCCGUGGUCAACGGGCGUUCGACCACACCACCGGCCAAGGCUACGUCAAGUCACAGCGUGGCCACUACCAUGAUGGGAUCUUCACCAAACGAAACAAGUUCAACCUGCUUCUCCACGCGAGAGACAUUCGGCGGUGGCUUCUCGCCGCCAGCAGUUGCAAAGAUCAACCGCCUUGCGCGCAAGGCUCAACGCUCGGGCGUUGACCGCACCGCGUACCCUCCCCACUCCCGCCUCUCAUUUGUGUCACACCACGCGGAACGCAUCUCCAUCGCUUCGGUGAAGGGGGUGAACCGUGCCAUCCUCGAUCGCCGUGCAAAGCUCGCUUCCGAGCUCUCACGCCGCGCGUAGGGCCCUUAGGGGCUUAGGGAACACAACCCCCUCUCUCUUUUCUCCCAGUAAGCUAUAAGUACGUACAGAUACACAAAAUACGGGUUUACAAAC
This is a messenger RNA of Emiliania huxleyi CCMP1516, 1750 nucleotides long. RefSeq lists its product as hypothetical. Gene Ontology annotation, molecular function: protein binding; metal ion binding. NCBI's taxonomy places the organism in Eukaryota, Haptophyta, Isochrysidales, Noelaerhabdaceae. The record is from RefSeq and is a predicted model, not a curated record. The transcript has a single exon. Bases 48 to 1010 code for a protein of 320 amino acids. Gene Ontology annotation, biological process: mitochondrial calcium ion homeostasis. Gene Ontology annotation, cellular component: mitochondria-associated endoplasmic reticulum membrane contact site.